Opisthorchis viverrini is the source of this 267-nucleotide messenger RNA. RefSeq lists its product as hypothetical. Lineage: Eukaryota; Metazoa; Platyhelminthes; Trematoda; Opisthorchiida; Opisthorchiidae. The coding region runs from base 1 to 267 and encodes 88 amino acids. The transcript has a single exon. The record is from RefSeq and is a predicted model, not a curated record.
AUGUCGGCGGCCAUAAUAUUGUUAACAGCACUUCUGAGUUCCACGAUCAUGGGAAGUCCACCUUCGCCAGGAUCGAAUGCGAGCAAUUUGUUGGACGCAAAAUGUGGGCAAACGUGGCUGCCAAACGUUGAAUAUGUGGCGUGCGUUUUCAACCAGGAAUCAAAUUUUCGAAUAGCUUGCUCUCUGAACCUUACUAAAGGUAAUGGACAACCGGAGCAAGAAAGAACAGCUGGACUUAAUUUUACCGCAGAACGCCGCCAGAAUUGA